AUGGAAAGAAAUCUUCCACCUAAAAAAGAAGAAACGGAAGAAGAAGAAGAAACUUCUGAUGAAGAUGAGGAAGAGGAGGAGGAGGAAAGUUCUGAAGGAGGGAAAGAUGAAGCUGGAUAUGUAGCUAUUGGGGAUAUAGAUACUGGGUCUAUUAAAGUAGAUAAGAAGAAAAAUAAUAAAGAAGAUUUGGGAGAAGGAAAGAAGAAGUUACAAACAAAGGGAAAAGAACAACCAAAAGGCCAAACAUCUGAAAUGGCAACAAUAACUUCUAAUUAUAAUGCUGAUACUUCAACUGUUAAUGCUCAAAGCAAAACUUCUAUUGCAACGAAAACUGAUGCAAAUUAUAAUAGUGAAAUUUGUAUGACAACAAAGUCAAUAAUGCCAAAGGAGGAUUUGAAGAAGAAAAAGAAGAAAUAAUAAUUAAGGAGAUAAAUGUAUUGUACAAAAUUAAUUAUGUAUGUAUUUAGUAUAUAAAAUUAAAAUCUGUGUAUAUUAAUAUCAAAAUUUUUUUUUUAAUAAUUUGAUUGUAUAUCUUUGUUUCAUUGUAAUAAAUAGUGUAUUUUGAGAAUUUUUCCAUUGUUUUAGUAAAUUAUAGUAGAUUGUAAAUUAUACCUCAAUUUCAAAUUAUUUUUACGUAAUAGAUAUCGGGAAUAUCAGGGAUUUUGAGGGAUGAUGAAGUAUGAGGGAUAUUGGUGGAUCGGACGGAUUAAAGGGAUCUAAAUGGGUAUGGGGGGUUAAGUGGGGCCCGCAAAGUUUGCGACGUUUCA
This is a messenger RNA of Meloidogyne enterolobii, 767 nucleotides long. The record is from the annotation of a GenBank genome assembly. NCBI's taxonomy places the organism in Eukaryota, Metazoa, Nematoda, Chromadorea, Rhabditida, Meloidogynidae.